Molecule: messenger RNA, 2002 nt
Organism: Sorghum bicolor (sorghum)
Lineage: Eukaryota; Viridiplantae; Streptophyta; Magnoliopsida; Poales; Poaceae
Product: alpha-humulene synthase
Exons: 7
Coding region: 99-1763 (554 amino acids)
Biological process (GO): diterpenoid biosynthetic process
Molecular function (GO): magnesium ion binding; terpene synthase activity
Source: RefSeq, a predicted model, not a curated record
AGAACAGGUGGUUCCAUUAUUGGAAGAAGCUAAUAAUAUGUACCUGAAUAGCGUGCGCGCAAGUGCCCAUAGCUGACUUGCAUCUGAUCGGUGUCCCGAUGGAGGCCGCUGCUACAGCAGGUGCUGGAGAUAGUUCCUUUGAGCCAUCCCUGUGGGAUGACUUCUUUGUGUCCUACACCCCUCCUUGCUCACAGGCAUGCACACAUCAUCAUAUGUCGGAGGAGUGGAUGAGAGAGAGGGCAGAUGAACUCAAGGUGGAAGUACAUCGUAUGUUUGAAGCUGUGGAUGAAAUGCGUGUUGCUGACUCGAUGAUUCUUGUGGAUGCACUCCAACGCCUCGGCAUAGACAACCACUUUCAGGAAGAGAUUAACACAACAAUGAGGCAUGUAUACACUGGGGAACUAGAGAUGCCAAGCUCCAAAGAACUGCACAUGGUUGCCCUCCGCUUUCGUCUGCUUAGGCAACAUGGAUUUUUUCUACCUACAGAUGUCUUUGAUGAGUUCAGAGAUGGUACUGGAAAUUUCAACACAUGUCUAACCACGGAUCCAAAGGGGCUUGUGAGCCUGUACAACGCAGCUCACAUGGCGGUGCCAGGCGAGGAUGUCCUCGAUGAUGCCAUCGCCUUCACCAGGACGCAUCUCGUGGCAAUGAAAGGCAGUCUUGUUUUUCCAAUUGCGGACCAAAUAUCUCGUACACUUGACAUCCCACUCACUCGGUACAUGCCUCAGCUUGAGACCAUGCACUUCAUCAUUGAAUAUGAGCAGGAAGACGGGCACAAUGCCUCUCUACUGGAGCUCGCAAGGCUGGACUAUAGUCUCACCAGAUCUGCCUAUCUUAAGGAGCUCGGGACCUUCUGUUUAUGGUGGGAGGAUUUCUACAAGGACGUUAACUUAACAUACUCUCGGGACCGUGGAGUGGAAAUAUACUUCUGGGGCUUCGGAGUGUUCCCUGGUGAGGAAAACACUCGUGCAAGAAUAAUAUUUUCCAAGGUGAUUGCGUUGAUAAGCCUAAUGGAUGACACCUUUGAUUCCCAUGCCACCUUCGAGGACUGCAAAAACUUAAAUGAAGCUAUACAAAGAUGGGACGAGAGUGCGGCCUCUGUCCUGCCUGAAUAUCUGAGGAUGUUUUACACCAAAAUACUCAGCUGUUUUAAUGAAUUCGAGGAUAUUCUGGAACUAAGAGAAAAGUACCGUGUGGCUUAUGUCCAAAAGGCGUUCAUGUUGCUGUCGAAAUAUUACCUUGAGGAGGCAAAAUGGUGCAAUGAGAAGUACAUGCCGAACUUCAAAGAUCAGGUUGAGCUUUCCUCUAUGUCGUCGGCUGGUCCAGUACUGACCCUUGCAGCCCUAAUGGCUGCGGGCAAUGAGGCAACCAAGGAGGCAUUCGAGUGGGCAAGCAGUGUGCCUGACAUGGUGCAUGCUUGUGCAGAGAUAGGCCGCUUUGUCAAUGACAUAUCUGGUUUCAAGAAAGGGAGGAAGAACAAGAACGAUGUUGCUAGCUCCCUGGAGUGCUACAUGAAGGAGCAUGGCACCACAGGAGAGGAGGCUGCGGCAGCGCUCACUGCAAUGGUGGAGCAAGCAUGGAGGAGGAUCAACAAGGCGUUCAUGGAGAUAGAUCGAGGACUGCUGCCAGCUGUGACUUUGGCCGUGAUCAACCAAGCAAGAUUAAGUGUGGUCGUAUACUAUGGAGGAAAGGAUGCCUACACCUUCACCAGUGACCUUGAGGAUCUCAUAACGUCCGUCUUCCUAAAGCCUAUCCCAGUUUAAUGAUGAACAAUAUUUUGUGUGCAUCUCUUAUCAUGUUAUAAGCAUGCUUUAGUUGGUGUGAGCUUGGUCAUGUCAUGUUUCUCGGCCAAGCAUGUGUCAUUGCACACAUAAGCCUAUUCGAGUUUCUAGUAGUGGGGUACCUCUCCUUAUGUGUGUGUCCUGUUCACAUGGGUGGGACUUGUUCUGGUUGAUCAGCUUAAGCUUUACCCUUUAAUAUGGUCUGUAGUUUGUUGCAAGCA